Messenger RNA from Myodes glareolus (Bank vole), 558 nucleotides. RefSeq names its product ribonuclease A family member 11 (inactive) (gene Rnase11). The record is from RefSeq and is a predicted model, not a curated record. Lineage: Eukaryota; Metazoa; Chordata; Mammalia; Rodentia; Cricetidae.
AUGGUCGUCUUUCUGCUGUUGCUUGGCCUCGGGUCGGUUCUUGCAACGCCCUCAGGAGGCAUGAUGGGGGGAUCCCAGCAAACCUCUCAGGAAGAGCUGCAACCUGUUGCCAAACAGACGGCUCAUCAACCAACGAACUCAGCCCUGUCAGAUAAAAACAUCAGCCUCAGCGUACCCAAGAAUGUGAUGCCUGCCACACCCCCAACAUCCAGAAGGUCUUAUUUUGUCAUCCUCAAGGGACACACUUUGAGUAAAGAUCAAAACUGUCUAAAUGGGCUGAGAGUCUUGAGAAAAGCUUUAGACAUGAAUGAGUUAUGCCUGUUGGGCAAUAGCUUCACACAUGGCUCCACCGAUAUGUACACCAGCUGGAAAUGUGGACAAGCUCCCAGCCUAAGCUGUUGUGAGAGCCUAGGACUGGAACAUAGCAUGUGCAAGAUCACUGCAGGCCAGCAGUGCCCCAGGUGCCAGGAGUACGGUGCCACCUCAUUAAAGAGAAUCUUGACAGUGCUGACCAGCCAUUCUCUGAUGAGUUGGUUAGUUAGUGGCUCUAAAUUGUAA